UGUCCCGGAUGUAGCAUCACAUGAAUUGACUGUCAACAUGCAAGAUGGCCACGCAUCACAGGCAAAAUGCUGCUGGGCGGAGAAAAGUACAGGUAUCUUACGUCAUUAGAGAUGAGGUGGAGAAAUACAACAGAAAUGGGGUGAAUGCUCUCCAACUCGACCCUGCGCUAAAUCGGCUCUUCACAGCUGGAAGAGACUCAAUCAUCCGGAUAUGGAGUGUGUACCAGCAUAAGCAGGACCCGUAUAUUGCUUCGAUGGAGCAUCAUACAGAUUGGGUCAAUGACAUAGUUCUUUGUUGCAAUGGGAAAACAUUGAUAUCUGCUUCCUCGGAUACAACUGUCAAAGUAUGGAAUGCACAUAAAGGGUUCUGUAUGUCAACGUUACGAACACACAAGGACUAUGUGAAAGCCUUAGCCUAUGCUAAGGACAAGGAGCUGGUGGCAUCUGCAGGGCUUGACCGGCAGAUUUUUCUCUGGGAUGUCAAUACUCUUACAGCGCUCACUGCUUCCAACAACACUGUAACAACUUCAUCACUCAGUGGAAACAAGGAUUCAAUCUACAGUCUGGCCAUGAACCAGAUGGGCACGGUGAUCGUGUCUGGAUCCACAGAAAAGGUGCUGAGAGUGUGGGAUCCACGAACAUGUGCAAAAUUGAUGAAGCUGAAAGGCCACACAGAUAACGUCAAGUCGCUGCUUUUGAAUCGAGAUGGUACUCAAUGUCUGUCAGGCAGUUCGGAUGGAACAAUCCGUCUGUGGUCCCUCGGUCAACAGCGAUGCAUUGCUACGUACCGUGUGCACGAUGAAGGCGUCUGGGCCCUGCAGGUCAACGAGGCUUUCACGCACGUCUAUUCUGGCGGUCGAGACAAGAAGGUUUAUUGCACGGACCUGCGCAACCCAGACAUCCGUGUUCUCAUCUGUGAAGAGAAGGCCCCAGUGCUGAAAAUGGAACUGGACAGAUCUGCUGACCCACCUCCUGCGAUCUGGGUCUCCACCACCAAGUCAUCUGUUAAUAAAUGGUCUCUCAAGGGAAUGCACAACUUCAGAUCAUCAGGAGAAUACGAUAAUGACUGCAGCACGCCUCUAACGCCACUGUGCACGCAGCCAGAACAAGUCAUCAAGGGAGGGGCAAGCAUUAUCCAGUGUCACAUUCUGAAUGACAAGAGGCACAUACUUACCAAAGAUACCAACAACAACGUGGCUUUCUGGGAUGUCCUAAAGGCUUGCAAAGGUGAAGACCUGGGCAAAGUGGAGUUUGACGAGGAGAUUAAAAAGCGCUUCAAGAUGGUCUAUGUGCCAAACUGGUUCUCAGUUGAUUUGAAAACUGGGAUGCUCACCAUCACACUGGAUGAGAGCGACUGCUUCGCCGCCUGGGUGUCUGCAAAGGAUGCCGGUUUCUCCAGCUCUGACGGAUCCGACCCAAAAUUAAACUUGGGCGGACUGCUGCUUCAGGCUCUGCUGGAGUUCUGGCCCAGAACGCGCAUCAAUUCUGUGGACGAGGAAGAGAAUGAAGUCAACCACGUGAAUGGAGAGCAGGAGAACCGUAUCCAGAAAGGAAACGGAUAUUUCCAGGUGCCGCCACAUACACCGGUUAUUUUCGGGGAAGCAGGUGGCAGAACGCUUUUCAGGUUGCUUUGUCGAGAUUCAGGCGGAGAGACCGAGUCCAUGUUGCUGAACGAGACCGUCCCUCAAUGGGUCAUUGAUAUAACUGUAGAUAAAAAUAUGCCCAAGUUCAACAAAAUUCCAUUCUACCUCCAGCCUCAUUCAUCCUCCGGUGCAAAAACUCUGAAGAAGGACCGUCUGUCGGCCAGUGACAUGCUGCAGGUGAGGAAGGUGAUGGAGCACGUGUACGAGAAGAUCAUCAACCUGGACAACGAGUCUCAGACCACCAGUUCCUCUGCCAACGACAAGCCCGGGGAGCAGGAAAAGGAGGAGGACAUGGCCAUGCUAGCUGAGGAGAAGAUAGAGCUCAUGUGUCAAGACCAGGUUCUGGAUCCCAACAUGGACCUGCGAACAGUUAAACAUUUUAUUUGGAAAAGUGGUGGGGACUUGACACUUCACUAUAGGCAGAAGUCCACGUGAAAUUUAGAUUUGGAAAAACAAGAACUUUUUUUUUUUUUGUCAUUUGCCAAUCGCCACUCAUUGACAUGUAAUAUCCUGAAGUCCGUUCAUGGUCAAAUGGUUUGUAGUAUCUGCAGGAAUGCAGUGAGCUCUUUCCAAGGACGUGUCAUAGGGAACAUACCAGGCUGGCGCAGCCAAGAGACGAGAUUUUUUUUUUUUUUACAGUUUGAAGAAUGAACUCAAUUUUAUUCUGCAGGACUGAAACUUUUUUUUUUUUUUUUUUUUUUACAUCUUUGACUGCUAUGUUUAUGAUGAACUGCUGUACAUGUUCGUGAGCGUGUGUGUGUGUGUGUGAAUGUGUGUGCAGAAUGUUUAGAACAUUCCAGACCUGUCCUUGUUCUAAAAACACUCCACAGUGAACAGUAUCUCCGGUUUGGAGCACCCGCGCUUUCUGGAAGCGUCACAGUCGCCCAUCCUCACUUGAACGUAACCUCCACUUCUAAUUAUGAGAGCGCUUGAACAUCAUCACACUUGUCUUCGUCUGUUUUAACUGUGCUAUUCUCAGUGAGCAGAAUGUUUUCAUGUUAACCUUGUGUACAAUAUUUUUGAUUUUAAGUGACUUUUUGGGGGGGAGGGGCGGGCGGAUUUCAUCGGUUUUGUUGUAAAGUUUACCUAAUACCAACAGUUAUUUUUCCAAUUCCUUAGAGCACAUUCAUGGCUGUAAUUUUUCAUGGAUGAUACAAAUGGCAUUUGUUGUAUUCAUUACAACCUGGAAAUUGCAGUUUACUCUUUAAGAAUGUUUGUAGUUGUCUAAAUCAACUUAGAAAUUUGAAAUUAUAUAUAUAUAUAAAUAUAUUAAAUCUCACUGUGCUUUGGUAAUCAGCAAUGACCUUGGUCAAAGUGAGAGCUGUUCCUAAUGUAUAGUUUAUUUAAAUAGCUCAAUGAAAUAUGAUAUAAUAGUAUAUGAUUUGUCUUUACCGAAACAAAACAGUGGGAAAAGUUUUUUUCCCUCCCUUGGUAUCACCAAGCAGAACAGAUCUUUUUAUUGUAAACUUGAUGGUAUUCAUUUGGCCAGAAGGGCUGAUGUGAGCUCUCGCUGGCCAAAACAGGAUGGUUACCCCCCAAUUAGGUGAUGAACUGUAAUAUCAAUUGUUGUAAGAAUUUGUGAAAUAUGUAUAUUUUAGGCUUCCAAAGAAAUAAAUUGGAAUGGUUUAACAAUGACA
Molecule: messenger RNA, 3280 nt
Organism: Hippocampus comes (tiger tail seahorse)
Lineage: Eukaryota; Metazoa; Chordata; Actinopteri; Syngnathiformes; Syngnathidae
Product: WD repeat-containing protein 48
Exons: 18
Coding region: 45-2078 (677 amino acids)
Biological process (GO): double-strand break repair via homologous recombination
Molecular function (GO): ubiquitin binding
Source: RefSeq, a predicted model, not a curated record